Carlito syrichta (Philippine tarsier) is the source of this 2635-nucleotide messenger RNA. It is a transcript of the gene TMEM201, whose product is annotated as transmembrane protein 201. The record is from RefSeq and is a predicted model, not a curated record. Lineage: Eukaryota; Metazoa; Chordata; Mammalia; Primates; Tarsiidae. The transcript is spliced from 10 exons. Gene Ontology annotation, biological process: nuclear migration along microtubule. Gene Ontology annotation, cellular component: nuclear inner membrane. Gene Ontology annotation, molecular function: actin filament binding; lamin binding. The coding region runs from base 1 to 1884 and encodes 627 amino acids.
AUGAAGCCAACACACACCAUGGUCAACUGCUGGUUCUGCAAUCAGGACACGCUGGUGCCCUAUGGGAACCGCAACUGCUGGGACUGUCCCCACUGUGAGCAGUACAACGGCUUCCAGGAGAAUGGCGACUACAACAAACCAAUCCCUGCCCAGUACAUGGAGCACCUGAACCACGUGGUGAGCAGCGCACCCAGCCUCCGCGACCCCACGCAGCCACAGCAGUGGGUGAGCAGCCAGGUCCUGCUCUGCAAGAGGUGCAACCACCAUCAGACCACCAAGAUCAAGCAGCUGGCUGCCUUUGCUCCUCGUGAAGAGGGCAGGUACGACGAGGAGGUGGAGGUGUACCGGCACCACCUGGAGCAGAUGUACAAGCUGUGCCGGCCGUGCCAGGCAGCCGUCGAGUACUACCUCAGGCACCAGAACCGCCAGCUGCGUGCCCUUUUGCUCAGCCACCAGUUUAGGCGCCGGGAGGCCGACCAGACCUAUGUGCAGAGUUUCUGCUCCUCGGCAUUGAAGGCUCCAAUCCAGGUCAUCCUGCUCCGUGCCCUUGCCUUCCUGACCUGCGCCUUCCUGCUGACCACUACCCUCUAUGGCACCAGCAACCCCUUUGCCCCAGAGGCCACCCUGCCCCUGGCCCUGCCACCUGGCGGCAAUGGCUCAGCUGCACCUGACAAUGGCACUGCUCCUGGAGUCGAGGGCUGGCGGCAGCUGCUGGGCCUGCUGCCUGAGCACACUGCGGAGAAGUUGCGUGAGGCCUGGGCCUUCGGGCAGAGCCACCAGAUGGGCGUUGUGGGGCUAGGCCUGCUCACCUGCCUUCUGGCUAUGCUGCUGGCUGGCCGUAUCAGGCUCCGGAGGAUCGACGCCUUCUGCACCUGCCUGUGGGCCCUGCUGCUGGGGCUGCAUCUGGCCGAGCAGCACCUGCAGGCUGCCUCGCCCAGCUGGCUGGACACGCUCAAGUUCAGCACCACGUCCCUCUGCUGCCUGGUGGGCUUCACGGCAGCUGUGGCCACAAGGAAGGCGAUGGGCCCACGGAGGUUCCGGCCCCGAAGGUACUUCCCCGGAGACUCUGCCGGCCUCUUCCCCACCAGCCCCAGCCUGGCCAUCCCUUGCCCGAGUGUCGGAGGCACCUCGCCAUCUCUGUUCCUCCCCAGCCCACCUGGCUUCCUGCCCCUCACCAACCAGCAGCUGUUCCGCUCUCCCCGACGGGCCUCACCCUCCUCGCUGCCAGGCCGCCUCAACCGGGCCCUCUCGCUGGGAACCAUACCCUCUCUGACUCGAGCAGACUCAGGCUAUCUGUUCAGCGGGAGCCGCCCUCCAUCUCAGGUGUCACGGGCUGGGGAGUUUCCUGUUUCAGAUUACUUCUCUCUGCUGUCGGGAAGCUGCCCCUCCUCCCCGCUCCCCUCCCCGGCACCCUCGGUGGCUGGCUCCAUGGCCUCCAGCUCCCGCUCGCUGCGCCAUCGCAGGCCCCUCAUCAGCCCCGCCCGGCUCAACCUGCAGGGGCAGAAGCUGCUGCUGUUCCCAUUGCGCCCCGGAGAGGCCCCCACCACCCCAAGCAGCUCAGAUGAGCACUCACCCCACAACGGCAGCCUCUUCGCCAUGGAGCCACCCCAGCUGCCCCGGCGGCAGCAGGAUGUGAAGCACACCCGUGACACAAGGUCGAAGCUGGAAAGAGGCCGCGCCUGUGGUGGCCACUCCAUCAAGAAAGAGGAUGACUCAUCCCAGUCAUCCACCUGUGUGGUGGACACCACGACCAGGGGCUGCUCAGAGGAGGCCGCCACCUGGAGAGGUUGUGUCGGCCCCUCCUUGGUCCGGGGCCUUCUGGCUGUGAGCUUGGCAGCCAACGCCCUCUUCACUUCGGCCUUCCUGUACCAGAGCCUGCGCUGACCUGCUGCGGAGAACCACCCAGGGGUGGGGGGUGUUGAGGGGAGAGUGCCCGGUGCCUGCCGCUUCCACCACUGCCGGCCCCAGAGCCCUCCCCUGGAGGGGCGCCAUCUCCAAGGCCCUUGACCUCGUGGACUGUGAGCGCCUGUCCUCAGAACGUCUGCCCCUCUCACCAGACAGACUGCGGGCUGAGCGUGUUUCUGGGGUCACACACUCACCCGCCCGUGCCUGGCUGACAUCGAUUGUGUUUGGUGCUGACACUGAUUCCGAUGCCAGGGAUCCCUAGGGACUGCAUGACCCUGGGUCCCCCUGCCACUCAGCCUGCCUGGCGGGAAUGCCAGUACUACUGUAACUGCAGCACGAGUGGCCCAGCUUGCCUCUUGAACCCGAGCCCACCUUCGUACUGUACUCCUGUCCCACCGGGGGUCACCUCAGAGCCCCGUUAAGCUGAAGGCCCCCUGGGGGUGGAGGGAGGAUGGUCCCUGGUGACCAAGCACUCCCCUGGUGGAGAGAAACCUCCCUGGUGGCCCCCGAGGAUGGGCAUCAUCUUGCCCUUCUUGUGGAGUGGGCACCUGGGGGUUUCAGGCCCAGUAUGAACACUGGCCCUCCCUCUCUUCCGCGGGUGCGCCCCUCCCGAGAAAGCAGCCCUGUUUCUCCAGGCCUGUGCUUCCUGGUUCCUCUAUUCCACGGGCAGCGUGACCCGCUCACCUCUCCUGAGGCUGGACCCCUUCCUCGCCCGCAGGGUACCCGGCUC